AUGACCGAUCAAGUAGAAGAAACAUAUUACGAUGUUUUAGGAGUUUCAACAACAGCUAACACGGAUGAAAUUAAAAAAGCAUAUCAAAAAUUGAUAUUAAUAUGGCAUCCAGAUAAAGAAAAACUGCGUCAAAAUAAACAAAUUAGCGAUGGAUCUUUGGAAAUUGAUGAUACGGUCGAGGAAGAAGAAUUAAGAGAGAAUUUUAUUGAUAAACGGGAAAAUAACGGUGUGAGGGACGUUUCAACCUCCUAUAAGAUACAGCGAAUAAGCGAUGCAUGGAAAACAUUAAAAGAUCCUGCUGCGAGAAAAGCAUACGAUGCUCAGGUUAAAGCUGCACAAUUGAAUGCACAAAACGAUGGCGUCGUUAAUGCGGAAAUAGAUUUAGACGACAUGAAAUAUGAUAAAGAAACAUUUACAUACACUUUAGAAUGUCGUUGUAGUGGUCAAUACAUAAUCACGGAGGAGGAUUUAGAGAAUGAAAUAGAUAUUGUUGCGUGUGGUGGAUGUUCAUUACGUGUUAGGGUUUUGUAUGAUGUUGUUGAUGAUAACAACAAAGAGGAAGGCGCUCUAAUAUGA
Molecule: messenger RNA, 576 nt
Organism: Ambispora leptoticha
Lineage: Eukaryota; Fungi; Glomeromycota; Glomeromycetes; Archaeosporales; Ambisporaceae
Source: the annotation of a GenBank genome assembly